Esox lucius (northern pike) is the source of this 1923-nucleotide messenger RNA. It is a transcript of the gene yaf2, whose product is annotated as YY1 associated factor 2. Gene Ontology annotation, molecular function: transcription coregulator activity; DNA binding. Gene Ontology annotation, cellular component: nucleus. The coding region runs from base 134 to 721 and encodes 195 amino acids. The transcript is spliced from 4 exons. Gene Ontology annotation, biological process: positive regulation of DNA-templated transcription. NCBI's taxonomy places the organism in Eukaryota, Metazoa, Chordata, Actinopteri, Esociformes, Esocidae. The record is from RefSeq and is a predicted model, not a curated record.
CGUCAUGUGACUAUUUUCCGACUGGAGUUUCCACGACAGCUGGGAGCCGUGCGAUACCUCAUCGCGAAUCGCAUUUUAAAAUAUACAUAGGGACAGUCUUUAUUUCAACAUUGGCAAACAAACUUUUGGCGGCAUGGGAGAUAAGAGAAGUCCAACCAGGCCGAAGCGUCAACCAAAGCCUUCAGAGAACGAGGGAUAUUGGGAUUGUAGCGUUUGCACUUACAAGAACACCGCGGAGGCUUUUAAGUGCAUGAUGUGCGAUGUGAGGAAAGGGACGUCAACACGGAAGCCUCGUCCUGUCUCCCAGCUGGUUGCUCAGCAGGUAACGCCACAGUUCGCCUCGCCCACGCUGCUACCCAAGAAGGAAAAGAAGGACAGGACAGACAAGGAAAAAAAUGAGAAAGAACCCACGGUGAAAAAGAACAACCACAAGAAAAUGAGGCCCAGGUUGAAAAACAUUGACAGGAGCAGCGCCCAGCACUUAGAGGUCACGGUUGGAGACCUGACUGUCAUCAUCACAGACUUUAAAGAGAAAACCAGACCUCCGCCCUCGUCCAGUAGCAUCACCCCACCCCCCUCUACCUCGACACCCCCAAGCGCUGUAGCCGUCACUGCAGAGCACCAGGGUGGGUCGAACUCCGACAACAACGUUGAGAAGGGGGUCUCGCGGUCAUCUUCACCCAGAGGAGAUGGCUCAUUGGUCGGGGGAGAGUUCCACUAGACCGCCCCCCCGACCCGGAUUGUCUGCCCUCAGCUUCUAGAACCUUGACCCCUAAACCUAGACAACAUUCAAACCUUCAGCCAAACCUCAGGCUCUUUAACCACCUGACCUCCGACCCCACGCCCUCCGCCACAGUGCUCCACCCCCCCCCGUCUGGAAUCCCAUCUUAUCCCUGGACGUGUACUUUGCUGUAGUAGCUACCAGUUCUAGCUAGAAAAACGGACAAGAAGCAGUCCAAACUGAGAUCACUACUAACGCCGAGUAGUGAAUAGCUUUCAGAAAAGGUACUGUUAUCUGAAGUCUUGUUUCAAUGGAAUCUCUCUCAGAGUAACUUUAGGUCAAUUUAACUGUGACUUAAAAAGAAAAUAAAUGUUGCAUUCUGUGUUCUAAACACAAACUCAUCUCACGACAUUUACCCAAUCGUAGCCUGUUGUACAGCACUGUUUCAGUGUAGUGGUAUUAUGACAUCACUUCAGUGUUAUUGUCAACAACUUUACGUUACCCAUCAUCUGUCCUAUGAGAUCUGUUGUGGUAUGAUGACAUGGUUCAGAGUCCUUUAGUUUGUGUUGCAUUAAGUGAGAGGGAGAAAGAAAAAAAUAAAGAAAAGAGGCACCUUGAGAGGAUUGUUAAAUCUAUGGACUUUCUUUCGGUACGUCUCUUGAUAUUUAGUGUCACACGUUGGGCGCUGCGGCACGGACACGUUAAUAACGGUCGAGAAAUGGAAACCGUGGUCACAUGCCGACUGCAAAUUGGCAAAGAUUCCGGUGGCUCUGUGGAAAUUCAACUCAUCUAGACGUUUUGUGUGGGAACGCCAACAGACAUUGACUUCAUCCAGGUGGUCAUCGGGGGAACAUUGGAAAUCACGAUUAUGGGUAACGACCGUGUGCUAAUCAGGCAGCGCCCUUCCUGAUCUCAAUUUGAUAGACUGAACUGCAUUGUCAUCGAUUCCCUACAUCUGCUGGGAUGUGAUGUGGUUUUUAUUUAGAAAAUAAUGUCAGUUUUUUUUGGGGCGGGGGGGGGGGGUUGUGUUAGUUUUAACACUUGCCAGAUAUUAUUGAUCAUACUGUAUCGCAACACUCACUGUUACAUUUCAUAUGAUUUGAGUUGUUUUCCGCCAAGCUUCGCCGUUUUUAAAUGUAUGGAUGACUUGGUUGAUUAUGGUUCCGUGUCUAUGAAGAUAAAUAAUGACAUGUAUUCCAAAA